UGCGGAGAGUCGGGCCGCGUCUGAUGACGUCACCGGGCAUCGGUAAUGGCUCUCAUGCGAAAGCCAGUCACCUGAGCGAGAAAGGAAGAUUUUAGGCGGAGGGGGGACAACAUUCUCCCUAUUUUUGAACACUUUUAUCCCAAUGUAUGUGAGGUUUAUCUCCAGGCUUUUUUCAGCGAUGGCUGGACCGCGGCCUGUGGUGAUGAGCGGACCCUCCGGGGCUGGGAAAAGCACUCUGCUAAAGAAACUGCUCAAGGAGUUCGAUGGUGUAUUUGGCUUCAGCGUAUCCCAUACAACGCGAAACCCCCGUCCAGGAGAGGAGAACGGCAAAGAUUAUCAUUACGUUACCAGGGAAGUUAUGCAGGCAGCAGUAGCAAAUGGAGAGUUUGUUGAAAAUGCCGAAUUUUCAGGGAACAUGUACGGAACAAGUAAAGCAGCUGUACAGGCUGUUCAGGCCAAAAAUUUGAUUUGCAUUUUGGACAUUGACAUGCAGGGAGUGAAGAACAUCAAGAGGACCAAUCUCAACCCCAUCUAUGUGUCCAUCCAGGCCCCGUCAAUGGACAUCCUGGAAAAAAGAUUAAGGGAUAGAAAAACUGAAUCUGAGGAAAGUCUACAGAAACGUUUACAUGCAGCCAAAGUGGACGUGGAAAUAAGUAAAGAGCCUGGAUUAUUUGAUGUGAUCAUUAUCAAUGAUGAUCUUGACACAGCAUAUGGGAAAUUAAAAGAUACUCUUCUCGAGGAAAUCCAAAAGGUCAGAGACACCAACAAAUCCUAGAAGAGAACACACUUGCCAACAACAGCGACCUCUCUAUUCUCUUCCAGCUUAUAAAGUUUUCAGAUCGGAACAUUCCACCCAGGGAAGACUUUAUGAAUUUCGGUCAAUACUCCAACAAAGCUGAAUGUAACGCAUAUUCAUGACUAAAAGGUGCAGACUAAUAUAUUCCAUGUUCUGUAUAUUAUUUUGACCAAGUAUGUUACUUACUUUCAGGGCUAAAGCUAAAAAACAUGUAUGAUUCAACCAAGAAACACUCUAAAACUCUCAAGGCCUCGUCUUUGAACCAGUUUCUGUUUUUAUUUUUUAUAAUGAAGGAAGAUGGAUAUAUCUUGGCUAUAUUGAUUGCUAUAUCUAUUUGGUAGUGAUGUAUCGAACGAGCAUGUUCACUAAUUUAUUGUUUUUCCUUUUUUGAUAACUUGCAGAUUUUGUCUUAGUUGCUGCUGUAUACACAUUGGAAAAGCAGCUUCUGUUUGCGAUAUUUAAACAUUCUAGCUAUUAUCUGCACAUAUAGGCAGUGUGUUACACCUGCUUUUAUUCAUACGAUAGCAUCUGAACAUCUGACAAGUCGAGCAAAACUCAUU
Messenger RNA from Rhinichthys klamathensis goyatoka, 1356 nucleotides. It is a transcript of the gene guk1a, whose product is annotated as guanylate kinase 1a. Lineage: Eukaryota; Metazoa; Chordata; Actinopteri; Cypriniformes; Leuciscidae. Gene Ontology annotation, biological process: purine nucleotide metabolic process. The coding region runs from base 143 to 775 and encodes 210 amino acids. The record is from RefSeq and is a predicted model, not a curated record. The transcript is spliced from 8 exons. Gene Ontology annotation, molecular function: GMP kinase activity. Gene Ontology annotation, cellular component: cytosol.